CCCUGCGCCCUAGGCCGAGUGUCCCGGGCCCUGGCACCGACCCCGUCCGGUCUGCUGGGUUCGGGCGCGGCCUGUCCCGCGCUUCCGCAGUGCCCCCGCGGCUCGCUGAGUGUCUGCCUCCGCGGAGUCCCGCCACGCGCAGGCGCUCACUCUGAUGUUGCCGUGGGCAAAAGACGCAGCCGUAUUUACAUCCUCCCCUCCCUCUGAGGGGUCCGGCCGGAGAACAGAGUGGCCGCUGUGACAGCUGUGGACGGGCCUGACGAGAUGAAGAACCGAGUCCCCGUGGUGCUCCUGGCCUGCGGCUCCUUCAACCCCAUCACCCACAUGCACCUGCGCUUGUUCGAGGUGGCCAGGGACCACCUGCACCAGACAGGCAGGUACCAGGUGACCCGGGGGAUCAUCUCGCCCGUCAAUGACCUCUACGGCAAGAAAGAUCUGGUGGCCGCCCACCACCGGGUGGCCAUGGUCCAGCUCGCCCUGCAGACAUCCGACUGGAUCCGAGUGGACCCCUGGGAGAGUGAGCAGGCGCAGUGGAUGGAGACGGUGAAGGUGCUCAGCUGUGCCCGAGCUGAAGCUACUGUGCGGCGCCGACGUGCUGAGGACCUUCGACACGCCGGGGCUCUGGGAGGAGGAGCACGUGCGCGAGAUCGUGGAGCGCUUCGGCCUGGUGUGCGUGGGCCGCGCGGGCCACGACGCGGCCGCCUACGUCUCGGGCUCGCCGCUCCUUCGGCGCUUCCAGCACAACAUCCACCUGGCCACCGAGCCCGUGCGCAACGACGUCAGCGCCACCCUGGUGCGGCAGGCCCUGCGCAGGGGCCAGAGCGUCAAGUACCUGCUGCCCGACGCCGUGCUCGCCUACAUCACGCGCCACUGCCUCUACGCCCCCGACGCCGCCGCUGGCUCCGCGGACGCCCGCGAACACCAAGGACCGACCAGCUAGGGCGGGGGCCCUGGACAGUGAGCUCCCGGGCUCCCCCUGCCUCCUUCCUUCCCACUCCUGCCUCCUCUCCCUUCAUCCUCCCCCUUCUUCCGCCCUCCCUCCCUUCCUUCCUUCCUUUGCUCAUUCUUCGUUUCCUCCUUCCUUCCCUCUCUUUCUCCUUCAUAUCCCUCUCCCCUUCCUCUCUCCCUUCCUUCUUUCCCUCCAUUCUCCCCACCUCCUGCCAAAUUCCUUCCUUCCUUUGUUCACUCUUCCUUUCCUUCUUCCUUCCCUCUUUCUCCUUCAUAUCCCCUCUUCCCUCCGUCUCUCUCUUCAUUCUUUCCCUUCUUCCAUCCUUGUUCCUUCCUUCCUCUCUCCCUCCCUCCCUUCUUUCCUUCCUCUCUCCUUCCUUCUUUCCUCUCUUCCUUCCUCCCUCCUUUCCUUCAUCCCCUUCUUCCUUCCCUCCCCCUCUCUUCCUUCCUUUCCUUCCUUUCUCUUUCUUCCCACUUUGUUUUCCGUAUUUCUGGCUUCAGUUCAACAGAUGUUUCCCCCAGGAUCCCCCAUGCCCCUCAAAAAGCGUGCCCCUCGAAGAGCGGUCCUCCCUGCCCCCUCUGUGGGACCUGUCCCCAUCACCAGGAUGGGCGUCCAUUCUGCUGUGCUUAUAGGGUGCAGCAUUAGAAAAUGCCCAGAAGUUCGCAGACCCUCUGGAUGAAGAGGCCUUCUUGAGGGGAUGCCCAGAGGGGUUCUGAGCCCACAGGACCCCUGAGUGUGGGGACAGAGGGCCCACGUUGUGGGGUUUAAUGUGGAUGAAAUGCCACGUCCGGGUCUUGAUUGGAGGGACCUGAGAGUUUGCUCAUCUAAAGCCGCAUUUCAAACGCAAACUCCCUAACGGGCAGCUGAGGGUGGUUAAGACAAGACUUGGCCGUUUGCUGAUUUUCCUGGAGUCCGUCCUGCACUGGUAACGGCCCGGCCUCCUGGGGCCGCAAGUCCAGUUGGAGCUAAACUUUGCCCAAGGCGUUGACUAACUAGACUGUUUUUGAUGGAGCAGAGUUUUCGAACCUAGUUUUUCUCUCCAGGGUUCCUGGUGUCCCAGUUUCUAAGAAGGAACAAAUGAGAAACGGCUUCCCGACUAUGCACGGUCUGUGUGCGUGCGUGACGGCUGCUCCCCGCCCGCUCGACUGUUGGCAAGGGGAGGAAUA
Sorex araneus (European shrew) is the source of this 2115-nucleotide messenger RNA. RefSeq names its product nicotinamide nucleotide adenylyltransferase 3 (gene NMNAT3). NCBI's taxonomy places the organism in Eukaryota, Metazoa, Chordata, Mammalia, Eulipotyphla, Soricidae. The transcript is spliced from 5 exons. Gene Ontology annotation, molecular function: nicotinamide-nucleotide adenylyltransferase activity; nicotinate-nucleotide adenylyltransferase activity. The record is from RefSeq and is a predicted model, not a curated record. Gene Ontology annotation, cellular component: mitochondrion. Bases 265 to 1581 code for a protein of 438 amino acids. Gene Ontology annotation, biological process: NAD+ biosynthetic process.